GCUCUGUCUGCUGCUCUUUUCUUGAUUGUGCAGUUCAACAUUUUCUGCUCCAGAUUUUUCAUUUUAUCUAAAUUUCUGCUCCAGAAACUUUCAUAUAUUAAACUCCUUGUUUAAAUGGACAAGACCAACAUUGCAAGCUAGCAAAUUUGAAGGUUCACGCUCUGUAAAAUUUUGUUCUGAAAUACUUUUUGGUAUUGGUUCCUUUGUUGCACGAAAAUAAUUCGGAAGGAUGGAGUUUGCAGCGCCGUUUACAAAGGUAUCACAUGAGAAGUAUCUGUCCACACCUUUCUCUGAGGAUAUGCAAAAGAAAAAAAGCAGUCGAAGAUCAAAGUUCUUCUACAGUUGUGGGCAUUCACUAUUUACUAUCACACACUUUCUUUGUGCAAAAACAAAAGAGUUGCCCUUUCCAUUUGGACAGCUAGCAGCCAAUACAGAGGAUACUUUAGGCCCAUGGAUUCAACCUGUUGUUGGGUCAGUUGAGGGCUUGGGUUUGAAUCUCCUGAGCAUAGCUGAUUAUCAGUUAUCUCUCAUUGGAAGUGUUGCUGAAUAUAUUUCACCGUCCACUUCAAUCCUGUUUGAAAAAGCUCAAAAGAUAGAAGAUUUUUCUGUGAAAAUGCCAGACAUGGUAAUUAUGACUGUGGACAAGCUUGCAGUUAGGGGAGUGGCUGGUUCAAUUGCAGAUUUAUGGGUCAAAUAUGAAGCUGAAUUGAAUGGAAAAACAGAUAUAAUGCUUAGAAUGGCAGAGAAAGUGCCUUUUUUGAGUCCAAUUGCAAGCGUAGUCAACUCAGCAGUGAGUCCGUUUGCUGGGAUGGUCUCUGACUGGAUGCUUAAACACAGUGAAGUUGAAGUGAAGGAAGUUCCUCCAGAUGAUACUGUUGCUAAGAGUGUGACUGACGGCCCCAUAGAUGAUACUGUUGCUAAGGAUGUGACUGAUGGCCCCAUAGAUGAUUCUACACAUGAGGCUGGUAAUGAUAGUCAAUUCCUUGAGAGAAUAGAACCUUCGACCAAAAAUCAUGAUGCUUCUGUAUCCAUCGAGGAGCAAUAUUCUGACAAUAUUUUACAAGAAGAUAAUGAGACAUCUGAGGUGACUGAAGAGGGAAUAGGCAUGCCAGUUCCAUUGCAUUUUGUAGAGACAUCUCCUGACCCAAUUUUAGAGCUCUUUGAUGCAAGUUGGCACAUGGGCUCCUCUGUAAUCUCCCCCAAAACAGGGCCAUCUCCCAAGAAGAAAGCAGGCAAGUAGAACGGUUUUAUCAGCUGUGUAAGAUUUGUUCCAUUCUGGUGUGAGAACCUAGUUUUUUGUAUGCGUCCAGGCGAGUUUUUUAUAUGCCAAGCAUCUUUCAAAAAUGUAGUGAACUCUGCUUGUUCGGGCAAGUUUAAAUUAGUAGAGUAUAUCAUUAGGAUACCGAGCAAACUGGUUGCCUUUUGUAAAUAAGUUAUAAGUCAGUCUCAGUUUUCUGUAUAUAGGGGUCAAUGAUCAAAUUUCAAGGCUUCCACCCCUCCAGGGGAUUUUCAUUUUCAUAAAACGUCUCUCAAAAGACUGCUUCUCACAAUAACUUUGAGAGAUAAAAAUAAAGAAGAAAAAAUAAAAUUUCAGCUA
Molecule: messenger RNA, 1597 nt
Organism: Cryptomeria japonica (Japanese cedar)
Lineage: Eukaryota; Viridiplantae; Streptophyta; Pinopsida; Cupressales; Cupressaceae
Exons: 4
Coding region: 230-1240 (336 amino acids)
Source: RefSeq, a predicted model, not a curated record